Cladophialophora yegresii CBS 114405 is the source of this 891-nucleotide messenger RNA. RefSeq lists its product as uncharacterized. The record is from RefSeq and is a predicted model, not a curated record. NCBI's taxonomy places the organism in Eukaryota, Fungi, Ascomycota, Eurotiomycetes, Chaetothyriales, Herpotrichiellaceae. The transcript is spliced from 2 exons. Bases 1 to 891 code for a protein of 296 amino acids.
AUGGUCCCGGCGGCCCUGCCACCAUCCCUCGCGGCGAAACUCUCCGCUAACCUAAGAUACCUCGAAAUGCCCCUCAUGGCGGUUGCAAGUCUUCGAUGGGACGGUGUGCUCAGAGGCUUCUCUGGGCUACGAGAGCUUUGCAUCCGACCUUUCGCCAUCCAAGUCCCAGGCCCGGCUGACCUACCAGAUGAAUGGGAUGUCAGGGGGCCGCUACCACCCUCGCUACGAGCGCCAUUACAGGCACUUAGGUUUUCAUUUGGACUACCACACUCCUGGCCUGGGGAUGUCAGCUGGCGCCGGCUGCUGUUACCAGUAUCUAACGAGCUCCUGCACUUCGGCUUGGCGGUCAGAAAGCUCAAGAGUCGCCGACUUGCACGCCAUAUCCCUGUACCAAAUCUCCUGCCAAUCACACACCCUGACUAUGCUUGCCGAACUGCAGAGUACAAGCGCUCGUACUGGCUUGCGAUCUACAUACUCGAGUGGAUGAUGGAUCUGCGACGUCACGUCUUCCUCAGCGUUCAAGGCGAUGAGCCAGAAACGCACUGGGUCUACGCCCACGUAGCUAAUGGGCACAUCGAUUUCCUGAGGAUCUUUUACUCCACGCUGCUGGUUAUGUGGCAAGAGGGCGAUCCAAACGGCCUGCCCGCUUUGAGAACAACCCUUCUUGAGCGCCAGACAAUGGGUGUGGGGCCUUUGAAAAUCAAGCUGGCUAUACAAUUGUUCAUCCAGCGCCCUGAGGAGGACAAGGUACACCUUUGUGAAAUCGAAUGGGACCUUCUCAAAGAAUGGUACUGGGACGUGCCUGUUAGUCAACCCUACGUGCCCGAGCCUCGAGAUCAAGCUGCAUUUGACCAGCUUCUGGGGCGCGCAGUAGACAUAGAGUGGGUUUAG